Messenger RNA from Manihot esculenta (cassava), 3258 nucleotides. Its product is annotated as probable methyltransferase PMT26. The transcript is spliced from 9 exons. Gene Ontology annotation, cellular component: trans-Golgi network; endosome; cytoplasm. Lineage: Eukaryota; Viridiplantae; Streptophyta; Magnoliopsida; Malpighiales; Euphorbiaceae. The record is from RefSeq and is a predicted model, not a curated record. Gene Ontology annotation, molecular function: methyltransferase activity. Bases 334 to 2877 code for a protein of 847 amino acids.
ACCAAAUUCUCUCUACUUUCCUUUUCUCUCCAUUCUCACUCGCUCAUUAUUCACAGGAAUUUUGUACAUAAAAUAAAUAAAUAAAUGAAAAAAAUCAAAUCCUCACCGCAUUUAGAUAACUGAACCAGCUCCUAACUUCAUCUUCUCUCCAUAUCCAUCCCGCAUCUCUCCGUUUCUCUCUCGCUCUGACUCUCUCUACGAGCAGCAGAAGAGAAGAGAAAUGAAUCCCUAACGAUUAAUUCUAUUUCCGUCUCCUUGCGUUCACUUCCAUUUCCUAUCAAGGUUAGAUUUUCAAGAAUUGAUUGAAGAAAGUAAAAGAAGAAAAAAAAAACAAUGGCUUUAGGAAAAUAUACGAGGAUCGACACUAGAAGGCAAUCAACAAAUUACUGCUCAACAGUGACAAUUGUUGUCUUUGUCGCACUCUGCUUGGUUGGGGUAUGGAUGAUGACAUCUUCAUCUGUGGUUCCUGGUCAAAGUGUAGAUGUGCCUGCCCAGGAGAACAAGCACGACGUGAAGGAGCCACUGCCUGAGAGCAAGGCAAGCAAUCCUAAGCAAUUUGAGGAUAGCCCUGGUGAUUUACCUGAAGAUGCAACUAAAGGGGACACCAAUGUUAGUCAAACUCGGGGAGAAGACAACUCUAAUACACAGGAAAAUCAAGAGGUGAAGGUGGGAGAGAAGCAAGAAGAGAAAUCUGAGGAAAAGCAAGAUGAAGGAAAUAAGUCUGACGAUGUCUCAAAUAAUGAGAAGCAAAAUGGAGAGAAUAAUACGGAAGAUGGAGAUUCUAAAACCCCAGAUGGGGAAACAAACACAGAUUCUGGAGACACAAAAACUAAUGAUGGUGAAAAUAAUGGCACUGGACAAGGAGAUUCUGAGGAGAACUCCAAAGAGAACAAAUCUGAAUUAGAUGAGACUGAGAAGAAUCCGGCUACUGAUGAGACUGAGAUGAAAUCAGAUGAGAACUCUGGUGGAACAGAGAAGAAAUCCGAUACAGAUGAUACAGAGACAAAACCAGAUGAGAAUUCUGGUGAUAUGGAGGAGGAGAAAACAGAGAAUCAGACGAAUGAGAAGGUGGAUGUAAAAGAUAACAAGGAGUCAGAGAAAACCUCUGAUGAGCAGGCCAACAACCAAAGUGGUGGUGAGGUAUUUCCUUCAGGGGCUCAGUCAGAGAUUUUGAAUGAAACUGCUACUCAGAGUGGGUCAUGGUCAACUCAGGCAGCAGAGUCGAAAAAUGAGAAAGAAGCUCAACUAUCUUCUAAUCAUCUAGACACGUAUAAUUGGAAAACGUGCAAUGUCACUGCUGGUCCUGAUUACAUCCCAUGUCUUGACAAUUGGCAAGCAAUUAGGAGACUUCGAAGUACUAAGCACUAUGAACAUCGUGAAAGGCAUUGUCCGCAAGAACCUCCGACUUGCCUCGUUCCACUUCCUGAAGGAUACAAACGCCCAAUUGAAUGGCCCAAAAGCAGGGAGAAGAUAUGGUACAAUAAUGUUCCCCACACCAAACUUGCGGAAGUUAAAGGGCAUCAAAACUGGGUGAAAGUUACUGGUGAAUACCUCACUUUCCCUGGUGGUGGAACCCAGUUUAAGCAUGGUGCUCUACAUUACAUUGACUUCAUAAAUGAGUCUGUGCCUGAUAUUGCAUGGGGAAAACGCACCCGUGUGAUAUUGGAUGUUGGAUGUGGUGUUGCUAGCUUUGGAGGCUUUCUCUUUGAUAGGGAUGUUAUCACAAUGUCAUUUGCCCCUAAAGAUGAACAUGAGGCCCAAGUGCAAUUUGCUUUGGAAAGAGGAAUCCCUGCUAUAUCUGCUGUGAUGGGAACACAGAGACUUCCUUUUCCAGGCAGAGUCUUUGAUAUUGUCCACUGUGCUCGAUGCAGAGUCCCAUGGCACAUUGAAGGCGGCAAACUUCUUUUGGAGUUGAAUCGAGUGCUGCGACCUGGCGGUUUCUUUGUGUGGUCUGCUACUCCUGUUUAUCAGAAGAAGGUUGCUGAAGAUGUUGAAAUUUGGAAAGCUAUGACGGAGCUAACCAAAGCAUUGUGCUGGGAGCUUGUGUCCAUUAACAAGGAUACAUUAAAUGGUGUGGGUAUAGCUACCUACAGGAAGCCUACUUCCAAUGACUGCUAUGAAAAAAGAUCUCAACAAGAGCCUCCAUUGUGCGAAACAUCUGAUGACCCUAUGGCUGCCUGGAAUGUGCCGCUGCAAGCAUGUAUACACAAGGUUCCAGCAGAUUCAGCAGAACGUGGAUCUCAAUGGCCUGAGCAAUGGCCAGUGAGGUUGGAGAAAACACCUUAUUGGAUGUUGAGUUCCAAGGCUGGAGUUUAUGGUAAACCAGAACCAGAGGAUUUCACUGCUGACUCUGAGCACUGGAAGCGGGUGGUAUCUAAGUCUUAUCUGAAUGGAAUGGGAAUAAAAUGGUCUUCUGUGAGAAAUGUCAUGGACAUGAGAGCUAUCUAUGGAGGGUUUGCUGCAGCUCUGAAGGAUAUAAAUGUGUGGGUCAUGAAUGUGGUCCCAAUAGACUCCCCAGAUACUCUACCUAUAAUUUAUGAACGUGGUCUUUUUGGCAUUUAUCAUGACUGGUGUGAAUCAUUUAGCACCUAUCCUAGAUCUUAUGAUCUUCUCCAUGCAGAUCAUCUCUUCUCAAAGGUUAAAAAGAGGUGCAAUCUAGUGGCUGUAGUUGUGGAGGUUGAUCGGAUACUUAGACCAGAAGGAAAGCUGAUUGUCCGUGACAAUGUUGAGACUAUUAGUGAGCUGGAGAACAUAGUGAGAUCUAUGCAUUGGGAGGUCCGAAUGACCUACUCGAAGGACAAGGAGGGAUUGCUUUACGUUGAGAAGUCCAUUUGGCGACCCAAAGAGGUGGAGACAAUCACAUACGCCAUUGCUUAAGAGCAUGAUUUGUGCCAUAGCCCCUUUCAUUAUCAAGGCGGUGUUGUUGGUGAGAGUAGCUAAUUCUUUUUGUUCUUGUUGCUAAUUGCAAUGCUGAGCAACUGUUAUCUCCUAGUUAGCUGAUGUACUAUGUCAAUUACAAUUAGGGCCUUCCUCUUAAUUUUUGUUUUUUUAUUUUUGCACACACUCGAUUUCAUCCAUCCCAAGAUUGGAGCCGUAGAUUCCUCCAUUCUUGAAGUGUAAAGUCGGCCAUCAGAAAAUGGACCGACAUCAGAAUUUGAAAAUUUGUCAUAGGAUGAUGAUUUGUGUUGCUGAGAUGGUUUUAUUGUAUUCCCAUGAACAAUGCUUUUAUACUACAUUCAAGAUUUUGUUAAUUUUUUA